AUUUGGAGUCAGGCCUGGCUGUUGCUCAGGUGACCAGCUUGUGUCUCUGGGAGGGCGCUGCUUUCCCCGGCCACCCGGCGCGAUGAUCCAGAAUGUCGGAAAUCACCUGCGACGGGGCUUGGCCUCUGUGUUCUCCAACCGCACAUCCCGGAAGUCAGCCUUACGUGCGGGGAACGACAGUGCCAUGGCAGACGGCGAGGGAUACCGGAACCCCACGGAGGUGCAGAUGAGCCAGCUGGUGCUGCCCUGCCACACCAACCAACGUGGUGAGCUGAGCGUCGGGCAGCUGCUCAAGUGGAUUGACACCACGGCUUGCCUGUCCGCGGAGAGGCACGCUGGCUGCCCCUGUGUCACAGCUUCCAUGGAUGACAUCUAUUUUGAGCACACCAUUAGUGUUGGACAAGUGGUGAAUAUCAAGGCCAAGGUGAACCGGGCCUUCAACUCCAGCAUGGAGGUGGGCAUCCAGGUGGCCUCGGAGGACCUGUGCUCUGAGAAGCAGUGGAAUGUGUGCAAGGCCUUGGCCACCUUCGUGGCCCGCCGAGAGAUCACCAAGGUGAAGCUGAAGCAGAUCACGCCGCGGACAGAAGAGGAGAAGAUGGAGCACAGUGUGGCGGCUGAGCGCCGGCGCAUGCGCCUUGUCUAUGCAGACACCAUCAAGGACCUCCUGGCCAACUGCGCCAUUCAGGGCGAUCUGGAGAGCAGAGACUGUAGCCGCAUGGUGCCGGCUGAGAAGACCCGUGUGGAGAGUGUGGAGCUGGUCCUGCCUCCCCACGCCAAUCACCAGGGCAACACCUUUGGGGGCCAGAUCAUGGCCUGGAUGGAGAAUGUGGCCACCAUUGCAGCCAGCCGGCUCUGCCGUGCCCACCCUACGCUGAAGGCCAUUGAAAUGUUCCACUUCCGAGGCCCGUCCCAGGUCGGCGACCGUCUGGUGCUCAAAGCCAUCGUGAACAAUGCCUUCAAACAUAGCAUGGAGGUGGGCGUGUGCGUGGAGGCCUAUCGCCAGGAGGCUGAGACCCACCGGCGCCACAUCAACAGUGCCUUUAUGACCUUUGUGGUCCUGGACGCAGAUGACCAGCCCCAGUUGCUGCCCUGGAUUCGGCCCCAGCCCGGCGAUGGUGAGCGGCGGUACCGAGAGGCCAGUGCCAGAAAGAAGAUCCGCCUGGACAGGAAGUACAUCGUGUCCUGUAAGCAGACAGAGGUGCCCCUCUCCGUCCCCUGGGACCCUAGCAACCAGGUGUACCUGAGCUACAAUAACGUCUCCUCCUUGAAGAUGCUUGUGGCCAAGGACAACUGGGUGCUGUCCUCGGAGAUCAGUCAGGUCCGCCUGUACACUCUGGAGGAUGACAAGUUCCUCUCCUUCCACAUGGAGAUGGUGGUGCAUGUGGAUGCAGCCCAGGCCUUCCUGCUGCUCUCGGACCUGCGUCAGAGGCCAGAGUGGGACAAGCACUACCGGAGCGUGGAGCUAGUGCAGCAGGUAGACGAGGACGACGCCAUCUACCACGUCACCAGCCCUGCCCUCGGAGGUCACACAAAGCCCCAGGACUUCGUGAUCCUGGCCUCGAGGCGGAAGCCUUGUGACAAUGGGGACCCCUAUGUCAUCGCGCUGAGGUCGGUCACGCUGCCCACACACCGAGAGACGCCAGAGUACAGACGCGGAGAGACCCUCUGCUCAGGCUUCUGCCUCUGGCGCGAGGGGGACCAGCUGACCAAGUGCUGCUGGGUUAGGGUCUCCCUGACUGAGCUGGUCUCGGCAAGUGGCUUCUAUUCCUGGGGGCUCGAAUCCAGGUCAAAGGGUCGCAGGAGCGACGGUUGGAAUGGAAAACUAGCUGGAGGACACCUGAGUACUCUUAAAGCAAUCCCCGUGGCCAAAAUCAACAGCCGAUUUGGAUACCUUCAAGACACCUGAAACCUUAUCAUGAGCCAGAUGCCAAGGAAGAGACUCUGGGAGGAUCCAGAGGACCCCCUGGUUGCAGCCACGUAGAGACUGACGCUGAGGAGGACUCCAACUAUCAUGAGCAACACCCGUCGAACACAGCCACCCCGCUAAGAACAGAUCAAGAAGCUGUCACAGAUGGCGGAAGAAAACCUGAGGAAAGCGGGACAACCAGUCACAAUGAAUAAUUUAAUGGUAGCUAUGAUAGCAGUUAUCACCACUGCCGUGAGUAUUCCUUCAAUAAGGGCUGGUAAUAAUGCCUGGAUGCAAUCAUUCUAUGACACAGUUACACAUGCUUUCUGAUCUCAGUAUUUACCAUAAUAAAUCGGCUCCUAUAAUUGAGGCAUACCACCCUCAAAAACCUAUUUGUAAACAGGAUUGGACCCAGUUAGAAAAAAUGAACGUACUUAUUUAGGAAGAUUGCUUUGCAGAAUAGGCAGAGAUGCUGCACAACGAUUCCUAUGGAAUCAUUACUAAUUGGUCCCCCAAGGGGAUGUUUAGCUUGAAUUGCACCUCUCAGUCUGCAUGCCACGGUCACACUAUGUUCAGAUGAUCUGAACAAAACAGUCAGAUGGUAGAAAUGUUAAGUACGGCAAAAGUUCCUAUUAUCUGGAACCAUGGCGGUAUAGUGGCACCUCAACCUCAAAUAAUAUGGCCCGCUCUAGGAGCUAAACAUAAGGAUUUGUAAAAACUAUUAAAUGCUCUUAAUAAGAUCAAAAUUUGGGAAAGAAUAAAAGAGUAUCUAGAAGGACACUCUACAAACUUGUUUUUGGAUAUAGCAAAAUUAAAAGAACAAAUAUGUAAAGCAUCCCGGGCAACCUGACCUUAAUGCCAGGAACCAGAGUGCUUAAAGGAGCUGCAGAAAAAUUAGCAGCUAGUAACCCAUUUAAAUGGGUAAAAACACUUGGAAGCUCUGUGAUUUCAAUGAUGACUAUGCUUUUUAAUCUGUUGUUUGCCUUUGUAUAGUCUGCAGAUGCGGAUCCCGACUCCUGCGAGAGUCUCUUUGCAAAUCGAAGAAGGGAGACAUGUUGGGAGCAAGCCCCCCAGAGUCUGGCCAUAAACUGGCCCCAAAACUGGCCAUAAGCAAAACCUCUGCAGCACUAAAACAUGUCCAUAAUGGCCCUAACGCCCAAUCUGGAAGGUUGUGGGUUUAUGGGAAUGAGAGCAAGGAACACCUGGCCUGCCCAGGGCGGAAAACCGCUUAAAGGCAUUCUUAAGCCACAAACAAAAGCAUGAGCGAUCUGUGUCUUACGGGUGUGUUCCUGCUGCAAUUAAUUCAGCCCAUCCCUUUGUUUCCCAUAAGGGAUACUUUUAGUUAAUUUAAUAUCUAUAGAAACAAUGCUAAUGACUGGUUUGCUGUUAAAUGAAGGGGUGGGUUGCCCCUCCACACCUGUGGGUGUUUCUCGUUAGGUGGAACGAGAGACUUGGAAAAGAGACACAGAGACAAAGUAUAGAGAAAGAAAAGUGGGCCCAGGGGACCAGCAUUCAGCAUACAGAGGAUCCACACUGGCACCGGCCUCUGAGUUCCCUUAGUAUUUAUUGAUCAUUAUCGAGCAUGGCAGGAUAAUAGGAUAAUAGUGGAGAGAAGGUCAGAAGGUAAACACAUGAACAAAGGUCUCUGCAUCAUAAACAAGGUAAAGAAUUAAGUGCUGUGCUUUAGAUAUGUAUACACAUAAACAUCUCAAUGCCUUAAAGAGCAGUAUUGCUGCCCGCAUGUCAUACCUACAGCCCUAAGGCGGUUUUCCCCUAUCUCAGUAGAUGGAAGUAUAUUCCAUGUAAAGUAAAUCGGCUUUACACCCAGACAUUCCAUUGCCCAGAGACGAGCAGGAGACAGAAGCCUUCCUCUUAUCUCAACUGCAAAGAGGUGUUCCUUCCUCUUUUACUAAUCCUCCUCAGCACAGACCCUUUAUGGGUGUCGGGCUGGGGGAUGGUCAGGUCUUUCCCUUCCCACGAGGCCAUAUUUCAGACUAUCACAUGGGGAGAAACCUUGGACAAUACCUGGCUUUCCUAGGCAGAGGUCCCUGCGGCCUUUGCAGUAUUUUGCGUCUCUGGGUACUUGAGAUUAGGGAGUGGUUUGAGAUUAGGGAGUGGUGAUGACUCUUAAGGAGCAUGCUGCCUUCAAGCAUUUGUUUAACAAAGCACAUCUUGCACAGCCCUUAAUCCAUUUAACCCUGAGUUGACACAGCACAUGUUUCAGGGAGCACAGGGUUGGGGGUAAGGUUACAGAUUAACGGCAUCUCAAGGCAGAAGAAUUUUUCUUAAUACAGAACAAAAUGGAGUCUCCUAUGUCUACUUCUUUCUACACAGACACAGUAACAAUCUGAUCUCUCUUUUCCCCACAGUUAAUAAAUAUGUGGGUAAAUCUCUGUUGGGGGCUCUCAGCUCUGAAGGCUGUGAGACCCCUGAUUUUCUACUUCACACCUCUAUAUUUUUGUGUGUGUGUCUUUAAUUCCUCUAGCGCUGCUGAGUUAGUGACCGAGCUGGUCUCGGCAGAGGUGGGCGGGUCUUUUGAGUUCAGGAGUUCAAGAGCAGCCUGGCCAACAUGGUGAAACCCCUUCUCUACUAAAAAUAUGAAAAUUAUCCGGGCAUGGUGGUGUGCCUCUGUACUUUCAGCUACUCAGGAAGCUGAGGCACAAGAAUUGCUGGAACAUGGGAGGUGGAGGCUGCAGUGAGCUGAGAUCAUGCCACUGCACUCCAGCCCAGGCAAUAGAGUAAGACUCUGUCUCAAAACAAAAAGAGUUUUAGGCCAGGUGUGGUGGCUCACGCCUGUAAUCCCAGCACUUUGGGAGGCUGAGGUGGGCAGAUCACCUGAGGUCAGGAGUUCGAGACCAGUCUGGCCAACAUGGCGAAACCCCAUCUCUCUCUACUAAAAAUACAAAAUUUAGCCAGGUGUGGUGGUGGGUGCCUGUAAUCACAGCUGCUUGGGAGGCUGAGGCAGGAGAAUUGGUUGAACCCAGGAGGCAGAGGUUACAGUGAGCAGAGAUCGUGCCACUGCAUUCCAGCCGGGGUAAGAGAGCGAGACUCUGCCUCAAAAAAAGAAGGCUUAGUGUGCAACUCAUCAGAGUUGCACAGGGCAGAGAAAGAAUGGGAAAAAAACAAUUUCUAGAAAACUUUUCGAAUUUUCUGAUCAACACCAAAUAUUCCAAAUAGGAAAAAUACAAAAAAAUCCAUACCUAUAUGUGGCAUAAUAUGAUUGUAGAGCACCAAAGUAAAAGAUCUUAUUUUUUAUUAAAAUUAAAAAAAAAUUAAAAUAGAGGGUCUCACUAUGCUGCCCAGGCUGGUCUUGAACUCCUGGCUUCAAGCUAUCCUCCCACCAUGGCAUCCUAAAGUGCUGGGAUUGCAGGCAUGAGCUGCUGCAUCUGGCCCAAAGUAAAAGAUCUUAGAAGCGGCCAGAAAAAAUAGAUUUGGGCUGGGCAUGAAUAGAUUGAUCACCAAAAAGGUGGCAGACUAACUUCUCGACAGAAUCCACAGAAGCCAGAAGGCAGUGGAACAUUAGCUUUGAUGUACUAAAAUAAAAUACCACGCUAGGCUCCUACAUACAGUGAAAAUGUUUUGAGAAUGAGAAUUAUAAUUUUUUGGCAAACAAAACUAAAGGAGUUUACAACUAAGAAACUCUUUUGUGAGACAGCCUUGCUCUGUUGCCCAGGCUGGAGUGCAGUGACGAAAUCUCAGCUCACUGCAACCUCGGCCUCCCGGGUUCAGGCAAUUCUUGUGUCUCAGCCUUCCAAGUAGCUGGGAUUACAGAUGUGCGCCACCAGGCCCAGCUACUUUUUAUAUUUUUAGUGGAGAUGGGGUUUCACUGUGUUGGCCAGGCUGGUCUCAAACUCCUGACUUCAAGUGAUCUGCCCGCCUUGGCCUGCUAAAGUGCUGGGAUUACAGGCAUGAGCGACUGUGCCUCUCCAGUCCCUGUGUUUUUUUUUGUUUUUGGAGGUUUUAUUUGUUUGUUUUUAGAGACACUUUCACUGUGUUGCCCAGGCCUGUCUGUUGGCCUCAAGUGAUCCUCCUGCCUUGGAUCUCCCAAAGUGCUGGGAUUACAGGUGUGAACCACUGUGCUCAGCCCAUUUUUUAUUUGUUUCUUGAAGGAAGGUAGCAGUAUUAAUUAAUUUUGGACUUUGCUCACUAAAGUUUGAAUGUUAAGAAUAGAUGUAUACAGUCUGGAUGCAGUGGUGCAUGCUUGUAAUUUUAGCACUUUGGGAGGCUGAAGCGGGAGGAUCGCUUGGGCUCAAGAGUUUGAGACCAGCCUGGGCAACAUGGUGAAACCUUGUCUCUACAAAAAAAUUUUAAAAAAUUAGCCAGACAUGAUGGCAUGCACCUAUAAUCCCAGCUACUUGGGAGGCUGAGGUGGGAGGAUUGCUUGAGUCCAGGGAGGUCGAGGCUGCAGUGAGCCAUGAUCACACCACUGCACUCCAGCCUGGGUGACAGAGUGAUACUGUCUC
Messenger RNA from Homo sapiens (human), 6369 nucleotides. RefSeq names its product acyl-CoA thioesterase 11 (gene ACOT11). Gene Ontology annotation, cellular component: cytoplasm; mitochondrial matrix. Gene Ontology annotation, biological process: response to cold; negative regulation of cold-induced thermogenesis; response to temperature stimulus. The record is from RefSeq and is marked reviewed. The transcript has 17 exons. NCBI's taxonomy places the organism in Eukaryota, Metazoa, Chordata, Mammalia, Primates, Hominidae. Bases 83 to 1906 code for a protein of 607 amino acids. Gene Ontology annotation, molecular function: medium-chain fatty acyl-CoA hydrolase activity; short-chain fatty acyl-CoA hydrolase activity; long-chain fatty acyl-CoA hydrolase activity.